Messenger RNA from Cannabis sativa, 3118 nucleotides. Its product is annotated as G-type lectin S-receptor-like serine/threonine-protein kinase SD2-5. Lineage: Eukaryota; Viridiplantae; Streptophyta; Magnoliopsida; Rosales; Cannabaceae. Gene Ontology annotation, molecular function: protein serine/threonine kinase activity; ATP binding. The coding region runs from base 424 to 2892 and encodes 822 amino acids. The transcript has 2 exons. Gene Ontology annotation, biological process: protein phosphorylation. The record is from RefSeq and is a predicted model, not a curated record.
AAUAAAUAAAAACUUCUAUUUUGACAGUGCAAUAAAAUACAUUACAUAUAUAAAUGAGCUACCACCUUGUUAAAAGACAAGUCUUUCCUCAGAUCUCACGAACUUUGUGACAGAAGCAUAGAAACAGAUUGAGGAAAAAGCCAAGCCAGAAACACCCAUGUUGCCAAAUCUACUUGUUUCUUCAAACUCACCAAAAUAUAUAAAAAUGAGGUGAAGUCUUUUUCUACUUUUCUUUUUUCUUUUCCCUUCGUCCAUUAAUGGCUGACUUUUGUCGUCUGUAAUCCCAAUCUUCUCUCUCUUUCUCUCUCACGUGAUUGUUUAUUUGAGAGUUUCUGCAACUUGGUUAUCUUUUUUAAUUGCCAGAUUAAAGAGUAGGCUGUCGCCAUUAGUUUUCAAAAAUGGAUUUGGGUUCUUGGAGCAGUCAUGAGAACUGGGAAAUUCUUCCUUUACAUAAUCUUCUCAUGGCUUUUAGUUUACCUGGUAUCAGAAACUUGCUUGGCUAGUGUUCGAAGUAUUGGUAAAAUCAAUCCUAAUUUUCAAGGAUCUCAAAUGAAUUGGAUUGACAAUGAUGGGUUAUUUCUCUUGUCCAACAAGUCUCAAUUCGCUUUCGGUUUCACCACCACUAACCAAGAUGUCACAAAAUUUCUGCUAGUAAUCGUCCACAUGGGAAGCCAACGAGUUAUUUGGACAGCGAAUAUAGACACCCCAGUUGCCAAUUCCGAUAAGUUUGUGUUCGAUGAAAACGGUAGAGUUUUCUUGCAAAAAGGAGCAAGUGUGGUUUGGUCCAUUGAUACUGGUGGCAAAGGAGCUUCUGCUAUGGAGUUGAUGGAUUCAGGUAAUUUGGUUCUGUUUGGAGAGGACGAGAAUAGUAAAAUAUGGGAGAGUUUUGACCAUCCAACCGAUACCCUUUUAUGGGGACAGGAAUUUGUUGAAGGGAUGAGACUUUUGAGCGAGCCUAACUCGAAAAACUUGAGCUAUUUUCUUGAAAUAAAGUCAGGGGAUAUGAUUCUCUCGGUUGGUUUCAAAACACCACAGCCUUAUUGGUCUAUGAAAAAUGACAUCCGCAAAACAAUCAACAAAGAUGGUGGAGGAGUGAGUAUGGCAUCUAUUGAAGGAAACUCAUGGAAAUUCUAUGACAAAAGCAGGGUUUUACUCUGGCAAUUCAUCUUCUCAUCUAAUUCUGGCUCAAAUGCAACUUGGAUUGCUGCUUUGGGAGACGAUGGUGUCAUAUCUUUCUUCAAUCUUGAGAAUAGAGAGUCAUCUGGUUCUUCAACACAGACAAAAAUACCAAGUGAUGUUUGCAGCACACCACAGCGUUGUGAUUCAUAUUAUGAAUGUUUCAGUGACAAGUGUCAAUGCCCUUCUGGUCUUACCUCCCUUCCAAAUCCCAAUUGCUCAACAGGGUUAGACUCUGUCUCUUCAUGUGAUCGUUCCAAAAGCCCCAAUACCCAGCUCAUUAACGCUGGAGCUGGACUCUACUAUUUCGCACUCGGGUUUGUCUCACCCUCCUUGAAAGGAGACUUAAAUCUCUGCAAAACUUCAUGCCAAAACAACUGCUCAUGCGUUGCCUUGUUCUUCCAAAACAGCUCAGGAGAUUGUUUUAUGUUUGACAAGUUAGGCAACUUCCAAAAUUCAGACAAAGGUUCAAGCUUUGUUUCAUACAUUAAGGUGUCGAGUAGGGGAAGCAGUAGCCAAAGUGGGAGCAGCAACGGCAAACACUUCCCAUAUGUUGUGAUCAUUGCUAUAUCCACUGUACUUGUUAUUUGCCUUUUAGUUUAUUUGGGUUAUCGUUAUUACAAGAAGAAAAAGUUCCCACAAUCUCCUCAAGAGUCUUCAGAAGAGGAUAAUUUCUUGGAAACUUUGUCUGGUAUGCCUGUUCGUUUCACCUACAAAGAUCUCCAAACAGCUACUAAUAACUUCUCACUGAAACUCGGGCAAGGCGGUUUCGGGUCUGUUUAUCAAGGGAUUCUACCUGAUGGGACUCGUUUGGCUGUGAAAAAGCUUGAAGGUAUAGGUCAAGGAAAGAAAGAGUUCAGAGCUGAAGUUAGCAUUAUUGGCAGCAUUCACCAUAUCCACCUUGUCAGGCUGAGAGGCUUUUGUGCUGAAGGAAGUCAUCGUCUUCUAGCUUACGAAUUCAUGGGCAAUGGUUCUUUAGAGAAAUGGAUUUUCCGGAGAAACAAACAAGAUCAUUUGCUGAGUUGGGAGACAAGAUUCAACAUUGCAGUUGGAACAGCAAAAGGGUUAGCUUAUCUUCAUGAAGACUGUGAUUCUAAGAUCAUUCAUUGCGAUAUUAAGCCCGAAAAUGUUCUCCUAGACGAUAACUAUCAAGCCAAGGUCUCUGAUUUCGGUUUGGCUAAGCUAAUGACUCGCGAACAAAGCCAUGUUUUCACUACAUUAAGAGGAACAAGAGGCUACCUCGCCCCGGAAUGGAUCACAAACUACGCCAUAUCAGAGAAAAGCGACGUUUACAGCUACGGAAUGCUGCUGCUAGAAAUCAUCGGAGGAAGGAAAAACUACGAUCCAACUGAGACGUCUGAGAAAUCCCAUUUCCCUUCCUUCGCGUUCAAGAUGAUGGAGGAAGGAAAACUGAGGGAAAUCCUUGAUUGGAGACUGGAGAACGACGAGAAUGACAAGAGGGUUUCGACUGCCAUUCAGGUUGCUUUAUGGUGUAUACAGGAUGACAUGAAUCUAAGACCUUCGAUGACCAAAGUGGUCCAAAUGCUUGAAGGUAUAAGCCCAGUUCUUCCUCCCCCAACUUCUUCUUCUCCAUUGGGUACUCGAUUCUUCUCUGGCUUCUUGAAAUCUACAAGUGACGAGGGAACUUCCUCUGCUCCUUCCGAGUAUAACAGUGAUGCUCAUCUCUCUGCAGUUCGUCUUUCAGGACCAAGAUAACACAAAACACAACUAUGAAGAAUAAAAGAAAAGGGUCAUCUACAUGAUUAAUAUAUAUAUAUCUGUCUAUCGUUUUACGCUUAUUUCUUGUAUAUAUUCUCUUGUGUAACUAAAAUUUUGUUAAGAGUUAUAGCUCUCUGUAAAUAAGGAGUGUCUUCAGUAUGGUAAUUCAUGAGCUUAAGGAAAUUAGAUUAAAUCUAUGAUGAAUAUUAUUAUUUAUUGGUGA